UUCCGCAAUAUUUUAUGACUUAUUAAUGAAUGGCAUUAUGAACCGGUGCUGCGGUUUCGAUGACGUCACGGGGAGCGAGCGAGGGUCAGUGGACGGACGGAGCGCAUCGCGGAACAACAUCAUGCGGGGUUUCACGACCUGAGAGCAGCAGAUGAGCGGAAUACACUGAAUAACAUGGCUCAGCUGUGGAGGAGGGGCGUGUCUCUAUCAAACGGCUCUCUGGUUGUCAUGGCGCCAGGGCCCGGGGUGGUUACGGUGGCCCCUGAGGGUCACAACCAGUCGUGGGAAACCCCAGUGGUCGCCGUGGAGACGCCCAUCUUCCUCAUGACCGCCACCGCUCAGACCAUAUCUGGGAUCUUCACCUGGACGGCGCUGAUGCUCACCUGCCAACAGAUCUACAUGCACCUGCGUUACUAUAACACUCCUAACGAGCAGCGGCACAUCGUGCGCAUCCUCUUCAUCGUGCCGAUCUACGCCUUCGACUCGUGGCUCAGUCUGCUGUUCUUCACCAACGAGGAGUACUACGUGUACUUCGACACCGUCCGGGACUGCUACGAAGCGUUCGUGAUCUAUAACUUCUUGAGUUUGUGUUAUGAGUGUUUGGGCGGCGAGAGCGCCAUCAUGGCCGAGAUCAGAGGAAAACCCAUCCAGUCCAGCUGUGUUUAUGGCACUUGUUGUCUAUGGGGCAGGACUUACUCUAUCGGCUUCCUGCGCUUCUGCAAACAGGCGACGCUGCAGUUCUGUGUGGUGAAGCCGCUGAUGGCCGUGUUCACAGUGAUCCUGCAGGCCUUCGGGAAAUACAGAGAUGGAGACUUCAACGCGGCCAGCGGUUACUUGUACGUGACGAUCGUCUACAACGUGUCGGUCAGUCUCUCUCUCUACGCUCUGUUCCUCUUCUACUUCGCCACUCGAGAUCUUCUGGAGCCGUACGGCCCCAUGCUGAAGUUCCUCAUGGUCAAAUCCGUCGUCUUCCUCUCCUUCUGGCAGGGGAUGCUGUUGGCGAUUCUGGAGAAGUGCGGCGCCAUUCCUCGCAUCAACUCUCCUGAUGUCACCGUGGGGGAGGGGACUGUUGCCGCCGGUUACCAGAACUUCAUCAUCUGCAUCGAGAUGUUUUUCGCCGCUCUGGCGCUCAGACACGCGUUCACGUACAAGGUCUACAUGGACAAGAGACUCGAUAUACAGGGUUGUGUUCCUGUCUAUGGCCAGUAUGGUCGCUGUGCUCCCAUGAGCAUCUCCAGCAGUCUGAAGGAGACCAUGAACCCAGGAGACAUGUUGCAGGACGCCAUCCAUAACUUCUCUCCGGCGUAUCAGCAGUACACACAGCAGAGCCGAGGAGAACCAGUGAGACGCUCCGACAGCUGCAGUAACGAGAAAACACUUCUGCUCAGCUCAGACGACGAGUUCUGAGAGACACACACUACAUGAGGAUCAGCUGCAUCACAAAACCAGUCAUAAGUCGGUAAAAGCCAAUAAUACAUUGUAUGGGUCAAAAUGAUAGAUUUUUCUUCUAUGCCUAAAAUCAUUACGAUAUUAAUGGGACAAUGUGUAGUUUAAGUAUUUUAUUAUCUAAAAUCUAAAAGAAUUGUAUUCAUAAUAUGUCCUCAAUCUUACACAUUGUCCCUUUAAGUAAUGAUGUUCCAUGAAGAUAUGUUGUAAAUUUCCUACUGUGAAUAUACGUAUAUAUAAAAAUGUAUUUUGCGAGUGAAUGCAGCACAAUUGUGAACAUGAAUGGACAACUUUAAAGGGAUAGUUCACUUUGAAAUUAAUUUUUGGUGUGUUUUAGCUUACCUCAAGGGCAUCCAA
Pimephales promelas (fathead minnow) is the source of this 1803-nucleotide messenger RNA. RefSeq names its product transmembrane protein 184Bb, duplicate 1 (gene tmem184bb.1). NCBI's taxonomy places the organism in Eukaryota, Metazoa, Chordata, Actinopteri, Cypriniformes, Leuciscidae. The record is from RefSeq and is a predicted model, not a curated record.